CAGUAUUCACUUUGUUUCCUAGGGUGCUCCGGAAGAAAGAAAAAAAAGUGUCUGGAAUAGAUUCGGUGAGCCAAAUACCCAUGCACCUCUCCUGGAUUUUGAUACGAACCUCAGGAAUGAAGGGGUACGUGAGAGAAGGCCGCUUUCGAAUCGAGGAGAGAACACUGACCGCUUUCCACUGGUUGUACUCCCCCCACCAGCAUCGCAUAGUCAGCCGGGCAGAUCUGGAAACCCCAAGCAGGAUUGACAAGACCAUGCUUGCCAGCCUGAAGAUGAAGAAACAGGAGCAGUUAAACAGCACGGAUGGGGCCAUUCCAGAACGGCCAUUAUCGCCUCCCCUCACUGCACCGGCUACUAUGAAGUCUGCGGAGUUCUUUGAAAUGCUGGAAAAAAUGCAGGCACCCAAACUUGAAGAACAGAGAACUGGCAGCCAGAAAAAUAAGGACGACUAUAUCCCAUAUCCCAGCAUUGAUGAGAUACUAGAGAAAGGAAGCCCUUACCCUUUGAUUAUUCUGCCCCAAUUUGGGGGGUACUGGAUUGAAGACCCAGAGAAUCUCAGCACACCCACCUCCUCGGAUAGCAGCAUCUGUGAAGAGGAAGAGGAAAACCUCAGCCCGAGCACAUACGGCUAUAAGCUGGAAUGCAAAGGUGAAGCCAGAGCAUACAGGAAACACUUUCUAGGGAAGGAUCAUUUAAAUUUCUAUUGUACAGCCAGCAGCCUAGGAAAUCUGAUCCUUUCUAUUAAGUGUGAAGAGGCAGAUGGCACUGAAUAUUUAAGGAUUAUUCUCAGGUCCAAAGUGAAAACCUUACAUGAACGUAUCCCCCUGGCAGGACUUAACAAGCUUCCUAGUAUCCCACAGAUUGCAAAGGCUUUCUGUGAUGAUGCCUCCGGACUGAAAUUUAACCCAGUGCUGUAUCCCAAGGCAUCUCAGAUGAUAGUGUCGUAUGAUGAACAUGAAGUCAAUAAUACGUUUAAGUUUGGUGUGAUCUAUCAAAAAUUCAAGCAGACCUUAGAGGAAGAGUUGUUUGGAAACAAUGAAGAGAGCCCAGCAUUCAAGAACUUCUUGAGUUUGUUAGGCGAUACCAUAACCCUCCAGGACUUUAAAGGUUUCCGAGGAGGUUUGGAUGUAACACAUGGGCAGACGGGUGCUGAAUCCGUGUACACUGUCUUCAGGGACAGAGAGAUAAUGUUUCAUGUCUCUACAAAGCUGCCCUUUACUGAGGGAGAUACACAGCAGCUCCAGAGGAAGAGACACAUUGGUAAUGACAUAGUGGCAAUCAUAUUUCAAGAAGAAAACACUCCAUUUGUCCCAGACAUGAUUGCUUCAAAUUUCCUGCAUGCAUACAUUGUGGUGCAGGUGGAAAACCCUGAAACAGAUAACACAUCCUAUAAGGUGUCUGUCACUGCCCGGGAAGAUGUCCCUUCCUUCGGUCCUCCUUUGCCAAGCCCCCCAGUAUUUCAAAGAAACCCAGAAUUUAGGGAGUUCCUGCUUACCAAACUCAUCAAUGCUGAAAAUGCAUGCUGCAAAUCGGACAAGUUUGCAAAGCUGGAGGACCGGACACGAGCUGCGUUGCUGGACAACCUUCAUGAUGAGCUGCAUGCUCACACGCAAGCAAUGCUUGGACUGGGGCCUGAAGAGGAUAAAUUUGAGAAUGGAGGCCAUGGAGGUUUCUUGGAGUCAUUCAAGAGAGCGAUUCGUGUCCGCAGUCAUUCGAUGGAAACCAUGGUGGGGAGCCAGAAGAAGCAUCACAGUGGAGGGAUCCCAGGGAGCCUGAGCGGGGGAAUCGCACACAACAGUGGGGAAAUAACAAAGACCACUUUCUCGCCUCCUGUUGCAGCAGCAACAGCCAAGAACCAGUCCAGGAGUCCUAUUAAGCGACGUUCAGGGUUGUUCCCCCGCCUGCACACGGGAUCUGAAAGUCAAUCAGAGAGCAGGACGCGAUGUGACAGUGUCUCAGGGACACAGAAGACCCCAGACGGGGGACAUUCUUCUCAAGAGAUGAAAUCUGAACCCUCAUCUAACCCUAGUUCUCCUGAAAUAUGCCCCAACAAAGAGAGGCCAUUUAUUAAACUGAAAGAAAAUGGAAGGUCCAACAUCUCCCGUUCUUCAUCAAGCACCAGCAGUUUCAGCAGUACAGCAGGGGAGAGCGAAACCAUGGAAGAAUAUGAUAGUGUGGGCAGCCAACCAUCCACAGCAUCACCGUUCAAGCAGGACGUGUUUGUCUACAGCUCUUCUCCCAGCAACGAGAACCCAAGUGUGGCAGCUGCUGCCACCCCCGUGAUCAUGAGCCGGAGUCCCACAGAUAUAAAGAGCAGAAACUCUCCAAGGUCAAAUCUAAAGUUUCGCUUCGAUAAGCUUAGCCAUUCCAGUUCCAGCACGAGUCACUAGCAGGAAUUAGACAUAACGAACUUGUAAAAAAGUGAAUUUGUGUCAGCAAAGGGAAAAAUUCUUCUCUUGAACAUCAAAUGGGAAAAUACAUUCUCCACACUAAAAGCGACCUGCCGCCACGCAGUGCCAUUCCUUCACCUACUCAGCUUUACCUUGGCGUCAAGAAGAAACUGCCAUCAUGCAGCGAGUGCUGACAGACAACCCAUCCUUUCCGAAGGGUAAACACGUUGCUAGAUUCCUCCACCCUGUCCACUUUAGCUAACAAAACACCUUCUUCCUGCACUGCAUAAGGAGAUGCAUUUUCUGCCGCGUACCACGUACGAUCUGCUCACGGUGACUUCACCUGUCCUCGGUACUCUGAAAUGUUAACCUCAUGUGCUCCUUGUGCGUACUGUAGCUGUUUGUUGUCAGAUGAGUGCUGUUCAUCUUGUGUACCUCUGAUUGGAAACAAAAAGACAUUUCAGUAACC
Gavialis gangeticus (Gharial) is the source of this 2859-nucleotide messenger RNA. RefSeq names its product RAP1 GTPase activating protein 2 (gene RAP1GAP2). The transcript is spliced from 26 exons. Gene Ontology annotation, biological process: regulation of small GTPase mediated signal transduction; activation of GTPase activity. NCBI's taxonomy places the organism in Eukaryota, Metazoa, Chordata, Crocodylia, Gavialidae. The record is from RefSeq and is a predicted model, not a curated record. The coding region runs from base 81 to 2390 and encodes 769 amino acids. Gene Ontology annotation, molecular function: GTPase activator activity. Gene Ontology annotation, cellular component: plasma membrane; cytoplasm.